Elaeis guineensis (African oil palm) is the source of this 903-nucleotide messenger RNA. Its product is annotated as germin-like protein 3-7. The record is from RefSeq and is a predicted model, not a curated record. Gene Ontology annotation, molecular function: manganese ion binding. Lineage: Eukaryota; Viridiplantae; Streptophyta; Magnoliopsida; Arecales; Arecaceae.
CAAGCACGUUGAGAGCCAUGGAAAGCCCGUUGAAUGCUACGUCUCCCUUCUUCCUCCUCCUCUUCCUUCUGUUAACACUUCUUCAAGUCCCCACCCCAUGUAUCUCCGACCCCAACCCUCUCCAGGACUUCUGCAUCCCCCCAUCGCCGGCCGGCAAAUCCCCCGGCUGCAAGGAUGUUUCAGCCGUCGUCUCCGACGAUUUCUUCUUCGAUGGCCUGGCCAAGGAAGGCAACACCAACAACUCCUUUGGCGUAGGCUUAACACAAGCGAGCGUCGUCGAGUUCCCAGGCCUCAACACGCUUGGGAUGGCGAUUGUCCGCAUCGACUUGGCCCCCGGCGGUCUGAACCCGCCGCACAGCCAUCCUCGUGGCUCCGAGCUGGUGAUGGUCGUCGAGGGAACGGUGCUCGUUGGGUUUGUCAGCACGGAUAACGUGCUGUACCAGAAGGUGGCGAAGCGAGGAGAGUUGGUCAUCGUUCCUAAGGGGCUCGUUCACUUCCAAAAGAAUAUGGGGAAGGGCAAGGCCGUGGCGGUCGCUGUAUUCGAUAGCCAGUUCCCGGGGGUUGUGUCCUCUCCGUUAUCACUCUUUCGGACAGAGCCAGCCAUGGACAGCCAGCUGCUGGCCAAGGCAUUCCGGGUGGAUGGGGAGGUCAUCUCCGGCUUGCUCUCCAACUUCGGCAAUUAAUACAACUGCUUCAACACCAUAUACUUCUAUAUCUAGUUUUCUGCUUCUUCCUAUUGUGUCUCCCGUGUUCAUCCAUCUGAAGUCUUAACUGUUGUUGUGGCAGUUUCUCUUUCUCCUGCGUUCUGAUGAUCUGUUCAUUCUUCUUCUUCUUUAAUCUGAUUUAUUUUCUUUCCGGAAAGAAUGAUGAUUUCUUCAUUUGUUCCUUCAAGAAAAUGGGAAG